AUGUCUGGUACUAUGUUACCUCAGUUAUUCGUUUAUCCUCUCACCGGUACACAGGUUGUUCCGGCUAAAAAGAAUACAUCAAUUCCUUAUAUUCCUCCCGAAAUUAUUCGUAUUAUUCUUAGUUUACUAAGAGAUGAUAGAAAAACUCUUGCAGCUUGUUCUUUAGUUAAUCAUACUUUCAAUCUUCACGCUACUCCAAUCUUAUAUCAUACCGUCGCGUUUACUUUUCCUCAUACCUUUACACAUUUUAUUAAUGCUUUCAAUGGUAUUAAAAAGCGUUGUUCUCAAAUAGUUCGCCAUUUGGACCUUUCUAGUUUUUCUACCUGCGGCCUACAAAAAAGCGCUUUUGAAACUCAAAUUGUCGUCUCCCCAGAUCAUUUAAUUCAUAUUCUAAGAUCUUUUCCUGAAUUAAAGGCUUUUUCUAUAUCAGAAUCUUUGGAAUCUGUAAUUACCCUUGAUGUUUUAAAAGUCCUAUUUUUAGAAUGUAAAAAUAUCAAAAUUAUUGAUUUUUGUGGAUGUACUAGUAAACAAUUCAGUAGAGCUUUAGAUGAAUUUUCUCACUUAAUCGGUCGCGUUAGAAUAGAACAAUCUUGUAAUGAUUACAAUGAAUCAAUCAUUUCUUUUCACAUGACUUGCAAACCUUUACUAUCUCAUUUACAAAGACUUUCAUUUCAUGAAUGUCCUAUAAUUUCUGAAUAUACAACUAUUAUACCUCUUCUCGCUCAUGCUCCAAAUCUUACACAUCUUGAUUUGGGUGGCUGUUCUAUCAGUGAUUUAACUUUAAACUUCUUAGCUGGAACAAAUAUUCCAACUAAAUUAUUACAUUUAUUAUUGGCUAAAUGUAAAAAUAUUUCAUCCGAUGCUAUUUCAUCUUUUAUUUCUAAAUGUUCUCAACUGGAAACUCUUAAUCUUUAUGGUGACAGAAAUAUCACUACAGCUAUUAAAGAAUGUGAUUUAAUAACUAUACUUCAUUCACCUAACGCAAAGAAUUUCCGAUCCUUAGAUAUUGGUUCUUCACAAAUAACUCCUUUGAUUUUAACUACUAUCAAAAAAAAUUGUCCAUCUUUACAAAAUCUUGGAAUUUCAAAAGCUCAAAUUACUAAUUUGACUCAUAUUAAAGAUCUUUUAAUAACAUUAUCAAAUUUACAAUACAUUGAUCUUACUUCAAUCCCAUGUUUUAAUAUUUUAAAUACAAAUGGUUUAUUUGUUGACAUAAAAAAGAAUAACCUUCCUAUUCAUACAAUUGAGAUGAAUGAUUCACUACUUAAAAAACUUUAUGCUAUUGAUGAAUGGAAGAUUGAUGUAAAUUAUGGUAGAAGAUGGUAUUACUCUCGCAAAACUCGAAGAGAUUCGAUUCGACCUGAUAGAGUACAUGGUAGAAAAUUGGAUAUAACUGAAUAUGGCCCAGAAUAUGUGAGCAAGAUUUUUCAAUAUUAUAGUUUUGACGCGUGA
Molecule: messenger RNA, 1452 nt
Organism: Cetraspora pellucida
Lineage: Eukaryota; Fungi; Glomeromycota; Glomeromycetes; Diversisporales; Gigasporaceae
Source: the annotation of a GenBank genome assembly